Messenger RNA from Hemicordylus capensis (graceful crag lizard), 19506 nucleotides. RefSeq names its product CUB and Sushi multiple domains 2 (gene CSMD2). The transcript has 71 exons. The record is from RefSeq and is a predicted model, not a curated record. NCBI's taxonomy places the organism in Eukaryota, Metazoa, Chordata, Lepidosauria, Squamata, Cordylidae. The coding region runs from base 358 to 11148 and encodes 3596 amino acids.
CUCGCCUCUCCCCAAGCUCCGGGCUGACUUGGUUUAGUCCAGCCGCAGCAACUAGAAGGGGGGGAAAUCGCGAUGCAUUUGGCAUUUUUUCCCUGAGCAAAAAUAAUACUAAUUAUAUUGAGAUAGAUACAGCUAAGAUCCAACCCGAGCCACCUGAACCCCCUCUUUUUUAGGGAAGCCUCCCGCUUCUCUUACCCUAGAUCAUCCCACUAAGCAAAGGGGGGGGGGCGUUAAAAAGAAGAAUCCAAGCCAAUCCUCCUCUCUCUCUCCCCCCUUCCCUCCCUCCUCCUUUCCUCCGCCUCCUCUCCUCCUCCACCUCCACCACCAAGCAAAUCAACCCCCCAGCCCCGGUUUGACAUGCAACCCUCUUUUGGCUGGGACAAGCCGGGAUGCUACUGCAGCUUUAAACGGAAUUGGGGAAAAUUGGGGAUUUUUGCUCUCAUGACUGUGGAGGUGAGCUGCUGGAGUCGGAUUCUUCUGCUGUCGGUGGGGGUUUUGGCCACAUCAGCCGCCGCCCAGAACUGCAGUUACGUUUUGCAAGGUCCAAACGGGACGAUACAAAGUCCGGGAUUCCCGUACGGCUAUCCAAAUUAUGCAAAUUGUACAUGGACAAUCACCGCCGAGGAGCAGAACAGGGUGCAGCUUGUGUUCCAGUCCUUCGCCUUAGAGGAAGAUUUCGACGUGUUGUCUGUGUACGACGGGCUGCCACAGCAGGGGAAUUUAAGAACCAGGUUAACAGGUUUCCAGUUGCCGCCUCCGAUCGUGAGUACUGGGGUUGUGCUGUCCUUGUGGCUUGUGAGCGAUUAUGCCGUCAGUGCUCAAGGCUUCCAGGCAAAUUACGAAGUUCUACCAAGCCACACGUGUGGAAAUCCUGGAAGGCUCCAGAAUGGAAUCCAGCAGGGGACGACAUUCAGCGUUGGUGACAAAGUGCGUUACAGCUGCAACCCGGGCUUCUUUCUUGAGGGCCAUGCGCUGCUCACUUGCCAUGCAAGUUCGGAGAACACAGCCUCCUGGGACUUUCCUCUGCCCUCCUGUCGAGCUGACGAUGCGUGCGGCGGGACGCUUCGAGGGCAGAGUGGAAUUAUUUCGACCCCCCACUAUCCUUCGGAAUACAGCAACAACGCCGACUGCACAUGGACCAUUCUAGCAGAGCCCGGGGACACCAUUGCACUGGUGUUCAUGGAUUUCCAGCUAGAAGAUGGAUAUGAUUUUUUAGAAGUCACAGGAACGGAAGGAUCUUCGUUAUGGUUUACCGGAACCAACCUUCCUGCCCCCGUCAUCAGCAGCAAAAACUGGCUUCGGCUUCACUUCACAUCAGAUGGCAACCACAGGCAAAAAGGAUUCAGCGCUCAGUACCAAGUCAAAAAGCAAAUGGAAAUGAAGUCCCGAGGAGUGAAAUUGAUGCCAAGCAAAGACACAAACCAGAAGACAUCCGUGUUAACACAGGUUGGUGUGUCCCAGGGACAUAACAUGUGUCCGGACCCUGGGAUUCCAGACAGAGGCAAGAGGAUAGGAAAUGAUUUCAGGUUAGGAUCCAGUGUCCAGUUCACCUGCAACGAAGGCUAUGAUUUGCAGGGCUCCAAAAGCAUCACCUGUAAGAAGCUGAGCGACAUGAUAGCAGCCUGGAGUGACCAGAGGCCUGUGUGUAGAGCAAGGAUGUGCGAUAUGUACCUCCGUGGCCCCAGUGGCGUUAUCACCUCUCCCAACUAUCCAGUCCAGUAUGAUAACAAUGCCUACUGUGUGUGGGUGAUAACAGCCAUCAAUCCAGCAAAGGUCAUCAAACUCAACUUUGAAGAAUUCGACCUGGAGAGGGGCUAUGACACGCUGACCAUUGGCGAUGGAGGGCAAGUUGGAGACCAGAAGAGUGUCCUCUACGUUUUAACAGGUACAACAGUCCCUGAUCUGAUUGUCAGCACCCAACAUCAGAUGUGGCUUCUCUUCCAGACAGACAGUGUCAGGAACUUGCUGGGAUUUAAAGCGACUUAUGAAGAAAUCGACCAGGGGAGUUGUGGAGACCCAGGAGUUCCAGCCUAUGGCAAGAGAGAAGGGUCAACGUUUCGGCAUGGGGACUCAUUGACGUUUGAAUGCCAGCCUGCAUUUGAACUGAAAGGACAGAAAACAAUCACUUGUCAAAAGAGUAGCCAGUGGUCCUCUCAGAAACCAGUCUGUGUUUUUUCCUGUUUCUUUAACUUCACCACCCCAUCUGGGAUUGUGCUCUCCCCAAACUACCCCGAGGAAUAUGGCAGCAGCCUGCAUUGUGUCUGGUUGAUCAUCGCAAAGCCUGAAAGCCGGAUCCACUUGGCUUUUAAUGAUUUUGAUGUGGAACCUCAGUUUGACUUCCUGGCUGUAAAAGAUGGCGGGACAGCUGAAUCACCAGUCCUGGGGACGUUUUCUGGCAGCCAGCUACCUUCUUCUCUGACUAGCAGUGGCCAUGUCACCCGGCUAGAAUUCCAGACUGAUCACUCCACUGAGAAGCGAGGCUUCAAUAUCACAUUUACCACUUUCAGACACAACGAGUGCCCGGAUCCAGGUGUGCCAGUCAAUGGGAAGCGGUUUGGUGACAGUCUUCAGCUUGGUAGUUCCGUGUCUUUUCUGUGUGAUGAGGGUUUCAUAAGGACGCACGGCUCAGAAACUGUCACCUGUGUCUUGAAGGAAGGCAAUGUGGUUUGGGAUAAUGCUGUGCUGAGAUGUGAAGCUCCAUGUGGUGGCCAUCUAACCUCUCCAAGUGGGAUGAUCCUGUCUCCAGGCUGGCCAGGAUUCUACAAGGACUCUCUGAACUGUGUGUGGGUCAUAGAAGCUCAGCCAGGAUAUCCCAUCAAAAUUACAUUUGACAGAUUUAAAACAGAGGUUAAUUAUGACACACUGGAAGUGCGUGAUGGCAGAUCCUAUUCAUCACCACUGAUAGGCAUCUAUGACGGCACUCAGGUCCCCCAGUUCCUUAUUAGCACCAGCAACUUCCUCUAUCUCCUCUUCACUACGGACAAAAGCCACUCUGACAUCGGCUUUCAGAUCCACUAUGAAACGGUAAAGCUCCAGUCAGACCACUGCUUGGACCCAGGAAUUCCAGUCAAUGGGCAGCGGCACGGGAAUGAUUUCUACGUGGGGGCCCUGGUGACCUUCAGCUGUGACCCAGGCUACACCCUGAGUGACAGUGACGCUCUGGAGUGCGAACCGAAUUUUCAGUGGAGCAGGCCUCUGCCCAGCUGUGAGGCUCUCUGUGGAGGCUACAUCCGUGGAUCCAGUGGCACUGUCCUGUCUCCGGGCUUCCCAGAUUUCUACCCCAACAAUUUAAACUGCACUUGGGUUAUAGAGGCUUCUCACGGCAAAGGCGUCUUCUUCACUUUCCAUACUUUCCAUUUGGAAAGUGGCCACGACUACCUGCUGAUCACCGAGAACGGCAGCUACAGCCAACCACUGAAGCAGCUCACCGGCUCCCGCUUGCCUGCUCCUUUCAGCGCCGGCCUGUUUGGCAACUUCUCUGCCCAAAUUCGUUUCAUCUCAGACUUCUCCAUUUCUUAUGAGGGCUUCAACAUCACCUUUUCAGAAUAUGACUUGGAACCUUGUGAUGAGCCUGAGGUGCCAGCUUACAGCAUCCGCAAAGGGCUGCAGUUUGGCGUGGGGGAUGUCCUGGCCUUCUCCUGCUUCCCUGGCUAUCGACUGGAGGGCGUCUCACGGAUUACCUGCCUGGGCGGUAGACGGCGUGUGUGGAGUUCGCCUCUGCCAAGGUGUGUUGCUGAAUGUGGCUCCUCUGUAACUGGAACUCAAGGCGUUCUGUUGUCCCCGAACUAUCCGCUCAACUACAACAAUAACCAUGAAUGUAUCUACUCCAUCCAGACACAGCCGGGGAAAGGAAUUCAGCUCAAAGCCAGGGCUUUCAACCUGGAGGCCCGGGACAUCCUCAAGAUUUACGAUGGCAACAACAAUUCUGCUCGCCUCCUGGGCUCCUUCAGCCGAGCAGAGAUGUUGGGCCACAGCAUCAACAGCACCUCCAGCACCAUGUGGCUUGAAUUCAUCUCAGAUGGCAACAGCACCAGUCAAGGCUUCGAACUGCAGUUCUCUAGUUUUGAGCUGAUCAAGUGCGAGGACCCUGGCAUCCCGCAGUUUGGCUACAAAGUCCGCGAUGAAGGGCACUUUGCGGGCAGCUCUGUCUCUUUUAAUUGUGAUCCUGGCUACAUGUUACGAGGGAGCCGGGUGCUGGCGUGCCUGACUGGAGAGCGCCGCGCCUGGGAUCAGCUCCUCCCCACCUGCGUAGCGGAGUGUGGGGGCACCAUCAAAGGCGAGUCUUCAGGAAGGAUCUUGUCCCCUGGGUAUCCGACGCCCUACGACCACAACCUCAACUGUGUUUGGACCAUUGAGGCAGAAGCCGGCUGCACGAUCGGGCUCCAUUUCAUGGUUUUCCACACAGAGGAGUUCCAUGAUGUCCUAAGGAUCUGGGAUGGGCCAGUGGAGAAGGGGAUCCUCUUGAAGGAAGUGAGUGGUUCUCUCCUGCCCAGCGACGUCCACAGCACUUUCAACUCUGUGGUCCUUCAGUUCAACACUGACUUCUUCACCAGCAAGCAGGGCUUUGCCAUUCAGUUUUCAGUGUCCACUGCCACCUCCUGCAAUGACCCCGGGGUGCCGCAGAACGGGAGCCGUAGUGGCAACAGCAAGGAAGCGGGCGACUCCAUCGUUUUCCAGUGUGACCCUGGCUACGUCCUGCAAGGGGAUGCCAAGAUCAGCUGCGUGCAGAUCGAGAACAGGUUUUUCUGGCAGCCGGACCCCCCCACCUGCAUAGCUCCCUGUGGAGGGAUCCUGACCGGGCCUUCAGGAGUGAUCUUGUCACCAAACUACCCAGAGCCUUACCCCCCAGGAAAGGAGUGCGACUGGAAACUGACUGUGUCUCCCGAUUACGUCAUUGCCUUGGUGUUUCACACCUUCAAUUUGGAGCCGGGCUAUGAUUUCUUGCACAUCUACGAUGGGCCCAACUCACUCAGCCCUUUGAUCGGGAGCUUCUACGACACCCAGUUGCCAGAGAGGAUUGAAAGCAGUGGCAACAAUCUCUUCCUGGCCUUCCGGAGUGAUGCCUCAGUCAGCAACACAGGAUUCGUCAUCCAUUUCACAGAAAACCCCCGAGAAUCCUGCUUUGAUCCCGGCUUGAUUAAGAAUGGCACCCGGGCAGGAAGCGAGCUGAAACUGGGGUCAACGAUCACCUACUACUGUGACAGUGGCUACAUGAUCGAAGGGGUAUCCACCUUGACAUGCAUCAUAGGAGGGGACGGGAAACCCGUGUGGAACAAAUUGCGGCCGACAUGUACAGCGCCCUGCGGUGGUCAGUACACUGGAUCGGAUGGUGUGGUCCUGUCUCCAAACUAUCCCCGGAACUACACCAGCGGACAAGUGUGCCUGUAUUUCAUCGUCGUGCCCAAGGAUUACGUGGUGUUCGGUCAAUUUGCCUUCUUCCAAACGGCUCUCCAUGAUAUCAUUGAAGUGCAUGACGGCCCCAACCAGCACUCCCGCCUCCUCAGUUCUCUGUCUGGGUCUCACACAGGUGAAUCCUUGCCUCUGGCCACCACCAACCAAAUCCUCAUCAAGUUCAGUGCUAAAGGUCAAGCCACUGCUAAAGGCUUCCAUUUUGUCUAUCAAGCGGUUCCACGGACCAGUGCCACACAGUGCAGCUCUGUCCCAGAGCCCCGCUAUGGAAGGAGGAUCGGCAGCGACUUCUCCGUGGGGGCUGUGAUCCGGUUUGAGUGCAGUGCUGGUUACGCCCUACAGGGAUCCCGCAGCAUCGAGUGCCUGACGAUGCCCGGGGCCCUGGCUCAGUGGAACUCCUCUGUGCCAACCUGUGUCGUGCCCUGUGGUGGGAAUUUAACAGAGAGAAAAGGUACCAUCUUGUCCCCUGGAUUCCCUGAGCCUUACCUGAACAGCCUCAACUGUGUGUGGAAAAUAACUGUCCCUGAAGGAGCUGGAAUACAGAUUCAAGUGAUCGGUUUUGUCACAGAACAGAACUGGGAUUCCCUAGAAGUGUUUGACGGUGGGGAUAACACGGCCACUAUGCUGGGCAGCUUCUCAGGAACCACAGUACCUGCACUGCUGAACAGCACCUCCAACCAGCUAUAUUUGCACUUCUACUCUGACAUCAGUGUGUCUGCCGCAGGGUUUCAUUUGGAGUACAAAACCGUUGGCUUAUCCAGCUGCCCUGAGCCCACCGUCCCCAGCAGCGGACUGAAGAUUGGGGAAAGAUACCUGGUGAACGAUGUGGUCUCCUUUCAGUGUGAACCGGGCUAUGCACUCCAGGGGCAUUCUCACAUCUCCUGCAUGCCAGGGACUGUCCGGCGCUGGAAUUAUCCCCCUCCGCUCUGCAUCGCUCAGUGCGGAGGGACCAUGGAAGAGAUGGAAGGGGUAAUCCUGAGCCCGGGUUUCCCAGGAAACUACCCUAGCAACAGUGACUGCACAUGGAGGAUACCCCUUCCCGUGGGAUUUGGUGCGCACAUCCAGUUCCUGAACUUCUCCACGGAACCCAACCACGACUUUGUCGAGAUCCGCAACGGGCCCUACGACACCAGCAACGUCAUCAGCCGCUUCAGCGGGACCGACCUGCCAGGCUCACUCCUGUCCACGUCCCACGAAACCACCAUCUAUUUCCACAGCGACCAUUCUCAGAACAAACCCGGCUUUAAGGUGGAGUACCAAGCCUAUGAGCUCCAGGAGUGCCCCGACCCGGAGCCCUUUGCCAAUGGCAUUGUGAGAGGAGCUGGGUACAGCGUGGGCCAGUCCAUCUCCUUUGAGUGCCUCCCUGGCUAUCAGCUGAUUGGCCACCCGGUAUUGACCUGCCAACAUGGAACCAAUAGGAACUGGGACCACCCACUGCCCAGGUGUGAAGUCCCCUGUGGAGGCAACAUCACGGCACAGAAUGGCACCAUCUACUCCCCUGGCUUCCCCAAUCAGUAUCCUAAUUCCCAGGAGUGCAUAUGGAUGCUCACAGUGUCGCCCGGAUACGGCAUUUACCUCAACUUCACCUUACUGCAGACGGAGCCAUACAAUGAUUUCAUAACUAUCUGGGAUGGGCCUCAGCAGACAGCUCCACAGCUGGGUGUUUUCACUGGAAACUCAGCGAAGAAAGCCACCCAAAGCUCUUCCAACCAAGUUCUCCUGAAGUUCUACAGUGAUGCAGCCAACGGAGGGAUGUUUGCCAUCUAUUUCUAUGCCUAUCAGCUUUCUAGAUGCCAGCCUCCAACUAUGGUCCCGAAUGCUGAAAUCAUCACUGAGAAUGAAGAUUUCAACAUAGGUGACAUCAUUAGGUACCGGUGUCUUCCUGGAUAUACCUUGGUUGGAAAUGAGAUCCUGACCUGUAGGCUUGGCACCCACCUCCAGUUUGAAGGGCCUCCCCCAACCUGUGAAGCCCAAUGCCCUACCAACGAGGUCCUCACAGACUCCACGGGAGUGAUCCUGAGCCCAGCCUUCACAGGCAACUACCGCCACCUGCAGACGUGCUCUUGGGUGAUCAAGGUGGAGCCAGAGUACAACAUCUCCAUCACUGUUGAGUACUUCUUGAGCGAGAAGCAGUACGAUGAAUUUGGGAUCUUUGAUGGUCCUUCAGGCCACAGUCCACUGCUGCUGUCUCUAAGUGGGAAUUACUCUGCCCCGCUAUCUGCAACCAGCACUGGGAACAGAGUCUAUCUCCACUGGUCCUCUGACCAUGCCUAUAGCAGGAAGGGCUUCAGGAUUCGCUAUUCAGCUCCUUAUUGCAGCCUCCCCCCACCUCCUCUCCAUGGCUCCAUCCUCAGCCACGGCGGUCUACAGCCUGGAAGCACCAUCCGGUUUGGUUGUGAUGCUGGCUACCGUCUUGUUGGCCACAGUGUUGGCACAUGUUCGAGACACCCGCAAGGUUACUUCCACUGGAAUGAAGCCAUCCCCCUGUGCCAAGCUCUCUCCUGUGGAGUCCCCAAAGCUCCCAAGUUUGGGGUUGUGUUUGGCAAGGAGUACACAGUGGGCACCAAGGCGGUCUACCAGUGCCACCCAGGCUUCCACCUCCAGGCCCGCGAAGGUUCCACAGUGGAGUGCCUGCCAAAUGGUCAGUGGAGCAAUGGCAACAACCCUCUUCCCUGCGUGGCGGUCGGCUGCCCAGAUAUCAGCAGCAUUGCAGUGGAACACGGCCGGUGGCGGCUGAUCUAUGAGACCCAGUACCAGUACAACGCCCAGCUCAUGUUGAUCUGUGACCCUGGCUACUACUACACGGGGCACCGUGUCAUCCGGUGCCAGGCCAGCGGGAAGUGGAGCAUUGGAGAGCCCAUGCCAACUUGCAGAAUCAUCUCUUGUGGAGACCUGCCCAUACCACCCAAUGGAAACAGGAUCGGGACCUUAACCAUUUACGGCGCUACUGCCAUCUUCUCCUGCAAUACUGGUUACACCUUGGUGGGCUCACGUGUGCGGGAGUGUAUGGCAAACGGACUCUGGAGCGGGCUCGAAGUGAAGUGCCUAGCGGGCCAUUGCGGUGAGCCAAGCCCCAUCGUCAACGGGCAAAUAAAUGGCGAGAACUACAGCUACAGGGGCAGUGUCGUCUACCAGUGCAACCCCGGCUUCCGGCUCAUUGGGAUGUCUGUACGGAUCUGUCAGCAGGACCACCACUGGUCUGGAAAGACUCCUGUCUGUGUGCCCAUUACUUGUGGUCAUCCAGGCAACCCGGUGAACGGCCUGACACAGGGCAACCAGUUCAACUUGAAUGACGUGGCCAAGUUUGUAUGCAGUACUGGGUACCACCUGGAGGGGACGUCCCAAUCCCAGUGCCUGGCCAACGGCCAGUGGAGUAAUGCCUUGCCCACCUGCCGCAUUGUAAACUGUACUGACCCCGGGCACCUGGAAAACAGCGUUCGACAAGUGCAGCUGAACGGGCCUCACAGAUACAGCUUUGGAACGACAGUCUCUUAUCAGUGCAACCACGGAUAUUACUUAUUGGGCACCCAGGUCCUUACCUGUCAGGGGGAUGGCACUUGGGACCGGCCCCUCCCAGUGUGUCAUUUGGUCUCCUGCGGUCACCCCGGGUCACCACCCUAUGCCCAGAUUUCAGGGGACAUCUAUACCGUUGGCUCGGUGGUGCGUUACAGCUGCCUGGAGGGGAGGAGCUUGAUUGGCAACUCUACCCGCAUGUGUCAGCUCGACGGGCGCUGGAGCGGCUCCCUCCCUCACUGCUCAGGAAGCCUCCGAGGACUUUGUGGUGAUCCAGGAAUCCCUUCUCACGGCAUUCGGCAUGGGGGGAAUGAGUUAGGUGUGGAAAGCACGGUCUGGUUCAGCUGUGAGCCAGGCUACACACUCCGGGGGUCGCUGCAGAGAAUGUGUCAAGCCAAUGGAUCCUGGAGUGGGACACAACCAGAAUGUGAAGUUAUAUCUUGUGGAAACCCGGGGACUCCCAGCAAUGCACGGGUGAUAUUUAACGACGGCCUGGUGUUCUCCAGCUCCAUCAUAUACAAGUGCCGGGAAGGAUAUUACUCUACAGGUGUGCUCAGCAGACAUUGCACUGUCAAUGGGACCUGGACGGGGACCACUCCAGAGUGUACAGUGAUAAAUUGUGGGGACCCCGGGGUGCCAGCCAACGGCCUUCGGUUGGGCAGCGACUUUACCUACAACAAGACAGUCGUGUUUCAGUGCAUGCCGGGUUACACAAUGGAGCUGGACAGAGCCUCUUCUUUGACUUGCACUAAGGACCGGACCUGGAAUGGCACAAAGCCCGUCUGCAAAGCUAUUGUCUGCAAAGCUCCUCAAGUCGUCCCCAACGGGAAAGUGGUGGGGUCCGAUUUCAGCUGGGGAUCAAGCGUGAGCUACACCUGCCUGGAAGGCUACCAGCUCUCCCUGCCUGCCGUCCUGACCUGCGAGGGGAACGGAACGUGGAGUGGAGACCUCCCCCAGUGCUUCCCUGUUUUCUGCGGGGAUCCGGGGAUCCCAGCUCAAGGAAGGCGUGAAGACAGAGGGUUCUCCUACCGCUCUUCUGUCUCGUACUCCUGCUCACCCCCCUUGGUGCUGGUAGGGUCGGCUCGGAGGUUCUGCCAAUCUGAUGGAACGUGGAGUGGGACGCAGCCCAGCUGCAUAGACUCCACACUCACCACAUGUGUAGACCCCGGUGUGCCUCUUUUUGGGAUGCAGAACAACUCCCAAGGUUAUCAGGUCGGGAGCAUCGUCUUCUUCAAGUGUUAUGAAGGAUAUCUCUUGCAAGGAUCCACCACAAGGACCUGCCUCUUGAACCUGACGUGGAGCGGAGUCCAGCCAGAUUGCAUCCCGCACAACUGCAAGGAACCAGAGACCCCAUCCCAUGCCAAUGUGGGUGCUCUGGACCUGCCUUCCUUGGGAUACACCUUGAUCUACUCUUGCCAGAAUGGCUUCUACCUCACUGGAGGAUCGGAACACAGGACCUGUAAAGCAGAUGGCAGCUGGACCGGAAAGCCACCCAUUUGCCUUGCGGAUAUCCGACCCAGCGGGAGACCAGUGGGCACUGCCCGAGACCCUCCCCUUCCCAAGGUGUCAGUUCCCAUGGAUGUUUUUGCAAAGAACUCCUUUUGGAAAGGCUCUUAUGAGUACAUGGGCAAGAAGCAGCCAGCUAUGCUCUCUGUCACCAGCUUUGACCCACUUACUAGCAAAGUCAACGCCACCUUGAUAGACCACAGCGGUGUGGAGCUGCAGGUUUCAGGCAUUUACAAAAGAGAAGACGUGCAUCUCCUCCUCCAGUUGUAUCAGAUUGCGGGGCCAGUGGAGAUCAUGAACAAAUUUAAGAAUGAUAAAUGGGCUUUAGAUGGACAUGUCACUCCUGACUCAUCGAGUGGGACGUUUGUCUACCAGGGCUUUGUACAUGGCAAAGACUUUGGACAAUUUGGCCUUCAGAGGCUAGACAGCAUCACUGAACGGGAUCCUGAGUCGAUGGGACAUCCGUUUGCAUCUAACAGCAGUUCAGUGGCAGCUGCUAUCCUCGUGCCUUUCAUCGCCCUGAUUAUUGCAGGGUUUGUGCUCUAUCUUUACAAACACAGAAGGAGACCGAAGGUACCGUUCAAUGGCUACGCUGGCCAUGAAAACACCAACGUCCGAGGAACGUUCGAAAACCCGAUGUAUGAUCGCAACUUGCAGCCAACAGACAUCAUGGGCAAUGAGGCAGAGUUUACAGUCAGCACCGUGUGCACCGCAGUAUAGCAUUUACAAUCCUGUGCACCUUCUCCAGGGAUGGGGUCUUGUCAGUGCCCUGCGUCACUCCUGGUUCACCUUUGCCCAUGAUCACCCCUCGCAGAAAGGCUGGGGCUCCAGAGCUGUGAUACGGUGCCUUGAAGCUGAUACCGAGAGAAAGAGAGACUCUGCCUUGCGGUCCGUCGCCACUCUGCACCUCCAUUGACCAUCUGGCCUGUCCUGCAGCUGAUAAUCAGAUCAACCAAAGCAUCUGCUCCAGCCCUCGUGUUGAGGGUGUGGGGAGUGGAAACCCCCCUCCCCCCGCCACCGCCCGCUCCAGCACUUCCCCACUUCUGAGCUGUUUUUCAGCAGAUCGGCCAGCCUGGUGACUACUGCUCAGAGAUCCGAGGUGGUUCCCCUCUGCUUGUUCGCCUCUUGACAGAGUACGACAUGGCAACAUGGGAAAAGCUGGUGGCAUCCAUUCCCUGGUUGCAGGAGGAAAUGACAGGCAGGCAAGAGGAACGGGCGGAGGAUUCCUUGUGGAUGCAGAGAGCUUGCGAUGAAAAUAACCAUGGCGUUGAGCUCAAACCGCAGGUUUUGCAAAUGGAGGCAUGGUUGCUUCAUAUCUGCUGAUCCUCUCACUCCCACCCCACCCCAAAUCUUAUUUCCUGCCAAUGUCCUGCGGCGAGGGUUUGCGAUUUCUUACAAAACCCGACGCUCCUCUCUCCAACUCAAGAGCCCUCUCCUUUUGCAUUUUCAGGUAGCCUUUGCAUUCAUAAUUUGACGUGCUGCUGCUCUGCCUUGUUUCAGAUCCAGCUGUUGGGGGGGAGGGCCUGUUCAAACCUUGCCUUUUAAACCACGACUGCCGUGGCUGUCUUGACCUUGCUAGCAUUGACUGGGUAUCCAGAAAUUGCUGGCCUUUCUAGUGAUGUUCUUGGAACAAGGAAUGUGUUGACUUUACACAGCUCUUGUGGGGGAUCCAAAUAUCUUUCUCCCAACAAAUGCAUUCUCUGAAGGUCUAUCGCAUUUUGCCAGCCCAUGAACUGCAAUAUUUUGUCUUUGGGGAAAUGUGAUAUUUCCCUACACCUAGCCCACCACUUUCCUUGCUUUUUAGAAUGCCCUGUCAGAUGUGGCAGCGUGAGCGUCAGGAGCAUCUAAUAGCUGUGACAUCACCAGCCCCCAUUGCCACUAAUUUCUCUUUCUUUCUUUCUUUCUUUCUUUCUUUCUUUCUUUCUUUCUUUCUUUCUUUCUUUCUUUCUUUCUUUCUGCUAAGCUCCUUGCUCUGUACCACCAUAGCAGGAUCACUCCCUUUUUCUCGCAUUCUGGGCUGUAUGCUCUCCCACACCAGCUCACAGCUACUUAAUUACAGAAAUACAGUGAAGAGUUCUGACCCUCUCAUCUCCUCCUCUUGCCACAAGGGCAGUAUUUUGCACUAGUAAUCUGGCUCAGUCUAACACUCCUUUAGCAUGAAUGGUAAAAUCCAGGCUUUUCUCAUUAUCUGGAGUAGCCUCUUGACGAUACGAACCAGACUGUUGGUUCAUCUUGCCUAGGACUCUCUGCUCUGACUGGCAGCAACUGUCCAACAUCUCAGACAGAGGUCCUUUCCCCAAACCUGCUUCAUGCGAUCCUUUUAACUGCUGCUGCUGCCACCAACUCCAGGGAUUGAACCUGGGACCUUCUGCAUGCCAAGCAUGUGGCCUGCCACUGAUGCAUCCCCAGUGUGGCACUGUGAGCACAAAGGGAAGCAUCUUCUCAGGACUGAACUGGCCGUUACAAAACACACAGCGGCCAUCACCACUCUGUAAGGCUAUUCACACGACACGAGCUACCUGGGGUAACCCAGGAGGCCCUUGUCGGAACGUGGCAACCCUGGUUUUUUACCCAGGGUUUUACUGAGGUAAAAUGAACCUGUGGUUGGUUUUACCUUGGUGGGUGAUUAGAGUUAGGGUUAGGUUAACCCUAACCCAUGAUAGCCCCUGGGUAAAUAGGUUUCCCCCACAGACUGCUGCCAUUUCUGGCAGCGAGCCGAGGGGAAGGAGCAGCUGUGCCAAGAGCCGUGGUUGCUCUAAUGAGAGUAGCCGCCAUGCACGUGGCAUGAGGCACUCUGGGAUGUGGGGGGAGGAUGUUGUCCUGCUCCCAGCUUUUGCCUUCGCCGUGCCACUGCGUGGCAUGGGGAAGGCAAAGACGACGACACUCAUCUGCCAGAGAAGGCAGACAAGCUUCUGCCUUCCCCACAGACCUCCCCGACGGAAGCGUGAGGUUGUGUGGAUGACCUCUGUAUGCCUUUGCUCUCUGUUCCUCUUGCUGCCCAGGUAAACCCAACACACGGCAUGGCGGCCUUGUGCUGAGCACACAGAAGGGCAGUGCAAAGUGUGCGGGCAGCAGGGGCUGUGUUUACAGAGACCUUUUGAGGAGUAGCAGGUGAGAGACCCAGAGCGAUAGCAGGUCUCUGUCUCUUGUAAUGUUGUUGUCACUCUGAAGAAUCCCCAAUAGCCUCCUGACUUGCAUGCAUGGCACAACCCACCUUUGUUGGGGGGUUGGAGAGGAGCCGCCCAACCAAACGUGUUUGCACCGGGCCGUUUCAAACCUCAGUGCUGCAGAUCCAACUAAGCAACUUAUGGUGUAAAUCCCUUCACUUCUGUACCAUUCCUUUGGGACUCAGUGAACUUAACUCCACCUGUUCUUCCCCCUUCAGCAUUCAGAGUAGCAGAGCUACUCUCCUUAUUAGGGUUGCUUGUUCAUCUCGGGAAACUGUAACUCUUUCUCUGCUGAAUUUGCACUGGGAAAGCCAAUGUGUCUGCUGAAAAUCUGCAUAUUCCCCUUUAUACAGCCCUUCAAUGGAAGGCAAGUGGUGGUAUAUAUUUUAGGUGCUCUCUUGAAACCUGAGAAUGUGGAACAUGCCAGGUGCAGGGAGCCCCCGCCCCACCCAACCUUGGUUUAUGUUCCAAGCGCUCUUCGAGAAGUCAGAUAUUCAUAACUCGGAGCGCAUGGAGUUCCCAAGAGGAACAACUUGUCUGCCUGUGCAGGGUGGCGUUUGGAAAUUGGGGACUUGGUUAAUGUAAUGUGUUGUGGAGCUUUGUUUGCAACUCUUUGUAGGUUGAGGAGUGCCCAUCUAGUCCCCCCAUCUGUGGGGUUUUUUUGGCAACUUUGAACUUGCAGUAAAGCCUUGCAGAAAACCUGCGCUAAAGCAUGCUGUUUGGGAAAGCUCCUGUUCUUUAGUUUAAACUUUACACUUUAAAGAAUGAGGCCCUCCAGGAGAAGCUUUAAAAAAAAGCAACCCUGAGAACGUAACAAUAACCCCACAGCAAGAACUCUUUGCCCUUUCUCCAAAUAACUACUGUGUAAUUUCCACAGAAAGCCGCCUUGGAAUCCCAGAGGAAAUUCAAAGCCCAGCUUCACUUUACUGUGUGCAAACACAAUGACAUUUUUUAUGUCCAUAGAGGCUGUUUGCCUUCUUUCCAGUUUGCACCAAUAAAAGGAGAAACCAACCAUGUUGGCUUUCAAGAUUCCACAUUGUUUUGUUUGGUCCACUCUUACAGCUUGGAGAUUUGGCUCAGAACAAGCAAAAAUGUCGCAGGAGGCAGGGAGGUGAUCCAUGGUUUGGAGCCCUAAUGCACAAUUGGCUGAUGGGCAACUAGAGGUAAAGUGUGCCGUUGAGUCGGUAUCGACUCGUGGCGACCACAGAGCCCUGUGGUUUUUCUUUGGUAGAAUACAGGAGGGCUUUACCAUUGCCAUCUCCUGCGCAAUAUGAGAUGAGGCCUUUCAGCAUCUUCCUAUAUCACUGCUGCCCGUAUAGGCAUUUCCCAUAGUCUGGGAAACAUACCAGUGGAGAUUCGAGCCGGCAACCUCUGGUUUGCUAAGUCAAGUCAUUUCCAUGCUGCUCCAUUAGGUGGGGCCAGAAAAAUAAUCAUCCUGCCUUAUUUUUUUGCCCAUUAAAUCUUUGCAAGAAAUGAAUAAAUCUGGAGUAAGUCUCCAAGCUCAUUGCUUUGGCAGGUUUAUUAUUUUCUUCUUCCCAUGUCAGUAGGAAAGAUGCAAGUGUUUUAUAUGGGCAGAGCAGCAAAAUAACUUAAUGAGGGGUAUUUUUACACCUUGCCUCAAUUUACUUUGGGUACUCCCGCCAAUGUGCAAACUAGUGUAUGAUUGGCCAAGUAUGAGUUCAAGGUUAAAUGGAGGGCCUCAAGGCAACAAGCCAGAAACUUACUCCGCCUCUCCUUUUUCCUUGCAAAAUAUUACUCCUGGAAUGUAACUUUGAUCAUUCUGGGUAAUUACUUAAGAUAUCCUGUGCAGAAAUAGUUGGGUAGAAUGACCGGGGUGAAAGUAGCAUGAGGAGAUGGAGUAGCCAUCACUUUGCUUCUCAGUCUGGGCAUUCUUCACACUGGGCUUUUAGCUCACAUCUCCUGUUCACAUAUCAGCCAGAUUUACCCUGAAGUCCCUGCAAGCAAUCGAGGAGCUCUUCGCACAUGAUUUGGGAUUUCCAUUGUGCAUUAGAGAGUAGCCCAAUUUAUGGGUAAAGUGGGUGAAAAAGAUCUACUUUUUGCAUCGGUUUGGGGAGGGGGGGGCAACUUCAAACUCACAGUAAAUCCUGCUGAGUGAAAAACGCCAUGGGAGCAGAGUAGAAAGCAGCAGUAGGCACACACACACAAACACACCCCAUCUCAGGGAGACAAGGCAGAAAAUCUUCACCCCAGUUUUCACCCAUAUGUAAAGUGUGUUUGUGUUAAAUACAAAAUAAUAUUUUCACCUGAAAUGGCUGAGUGAACAGUAGGGGUGUGCAUUUUGGAAUUUUCUUGUUUUGAUUUGUAUCCGAAUCGAAACACCCCCGUUUUGUUUUGUACCCAAAUUUUCUGAAUCUGAAUCAGCCCUGUUUUGUUUUGUAGCCGAAUUUUCCGAAUCUGAAUCCAAAUUGAUUUGGAUUUUUAAAAAGGGUCCCAGGGCAAAAAGAGUGGGUGGUGCUCGUAGUGUCCAAUGGGUGGAAGCUACCACCCAAAUUUCAAAGGAAUUAGGCAAAGGGCUGAUUUUUUGUGAAUUUUUUAAGUUUACACAUCUUUAAGUAUUUCCCCACAGGAAAUAAUGGAUAUUCCAGCAAAUGUAUCGCUUCAAAUCAAGUGGAAAGGGAUGAACCAGAGUGGAGUGUGGUGGGUGGUAGUGCCCAAAGGGGGCAAGGAAACUUCCAGAAUUAUCUCAAAAGAAUUAGGAACAUAGGAAACUGCCAUAUACUGAGUCAGACCAUUGGUCUAUCUAGCUCAGUAUUGUCUUUACAGACUGGCAGCAGCUUCUCCAAGGUUGCAGGCAGGAAUCUCUCUCAGCCCUAUCUUGGAGAAGCCAGGGAGGGAACUUGAAACCUUCUGCUCUUCCCAGAGCGGCGUCAUCCCCUGAGGGGAAUAUCUUGCAGUGCUCACACAUCAAGUCUCCCAUUCAUAUUGAGCCCCUGGUGGUGCAGUGGUAUUGAGCCCCUGGUGGCGCAGUGGUAAAACUGCUGCCCUGUAACCAGAAGGUUACAAGUUCGAUCCUGACCAGGGGCUCAAGGUUGACUCAGCCUUCCAUCCUUUCGAGGUUGGUAAAAUGAGUACCCAGAAUGUUGGGGGCAAUAUGCUAAAAAUCAUUGUAAAACCACUUAGAGAGCUCCGGCUAUAGAGCGGUAUAUAAAUGUAAGUGCUAUUGCUAUAUGCAAUCAGGGCAGAUCUGCUUAGCUAUGGAGACAAGUCAUGCUCAACCACAAGACCAGUUCUCCUCUCCAUUGGGCAAAGGGCUGAUCUUUUGUGAAUUGUUGAAGUUUACGUGUCUUUAAAGAUUUCUCCCAUAGGGAAUAAUGGAGGUUUCAGCAGCCCCAUAAUUCCACUUGGGGGGCACUGGGGUUUUCCAGAGCGAGGGGUUGUGUAGUCCACAUAGGGUGGCAACCACCUCCAUAUCCACAAGCCCUUGUGAUACUGGGUUUUGUGUUUCUGAGGUGUUCAUUGUAGAUUCUCUGGUAGCAUAUGAGAUUUUCAGUGAAAAACAAGAAUCCACUCUCAUAUGCUACCAGAGAAUCUACACUCAGAACACCACAGAAACAACAGAACCCAGCACCCCAUGGGUUAGCAAUCCUUCCCCUGGCCAAUGUGGGGUCAGUAAAGAGUGGGAAGAAGCAAAAGAGCCAAUGCGGAACAAGGAGGGAAUUGUCAGCAGGUCAGCCCAUGAUUUAGGUCACCGAUCAGAAGGCUGGAAGGGUGGGGAAUUCAAAGAGAUGUCAAACACAAAAUGGAGACUGACUCAGAGAUCACCACAAAAUGGAGGUCCGAAACAACAAAACGUUUUGUAGCCGAAACGGACGUUUUGUUUUGUAUUCAAAACUUUUGGAUCUGGAAAAUGGGUGUUUUGUUUUGUCUACAAAACACCCGAAACAGACUGUUUUGGGUACAAAACGUUUUGUAUCCGAAACGUUUCGCACAUCCCUAGUGAACAGUACAGAUGCAAAGUCCUGUACCCUGGAGCUUUUCCAAACAGCGAUUUAAUGCAGCUUCGCUACACUUAGGCGGGGGUGUGGGGGGGGAUUUAUAUGUGGGAAGCAUUUACAGUGAUGCCAGGACAGUGGCAGAAGGUGCCGUCCAUACAGCCAAUGGCAUUAUUCAGCUUUGCUCCCAACAAUUCGCAGUUGCAGCACAUUAUAUGAGUCCUAAAACUUUGGUACAGUGCUCAAAAUGGCUUAACUUUAGGCACUUCCUGGAAGCUUUUCACAUGGGGCUUUUGAAGCCCUUUUGCUCGCAUCUCCUCCUCCGGAAUGGAGGGGGUGCAUUCGCAUAUCGGCUAGAUUUACCUCAAAGUUCCGGCAAGUUAUCGGGGAGCGGUUCACACAAAAUUUGGGUUUUUCACUGUGCAUUAGAGUGUAACCUGAUUUAUAUCCAGGGGUAAAAAAACAACACUAUUUGUGUUGGUUUUUUGGGACAACUUCAAGUUAUUAUUGUUAAAUUUAUACCCCGCCUUUCAUUAAGAAAAUCCCAAGGCAGCUUUUAACAGUAAAGCCUCCCCGUAAACUCGCGGUCAAACCUGCUAUGCGUAAAAGCCCUGCUGCAGCAAAAUCACCAGUGUGGGAAAGCUCCUGAAGUGAAGUUAAAAUGUGAGGCAAACUACUUCUUGUUUGAAAAUGCAGGUGCAAACACUCACUCUGAGCUCCAAACAUCUAAAAUUAGAACCUUCAACUUUCAUGAAAACAGGACUCUCAAACGCAAGGUCUUCCCUGUUUCCAGAGCUGAAGCCCCUGGUUAUAGAGGAUGGGAAACCACAUGGCCCAUUCAGCAGGGUGCAGCAACAUCCCAGAAUUAGCAUGUUGAAUGAUGGUCUUAAAGGAACCUACUUGCCAUGGCGGGCAUGCCUCAGUCCUGCCUGUUCAGCUUUUUGGGCCAGUGUAGAAUCUGGUUGGUCAAAAGCCGUGUUGCUCUCCCUCAUGAACUCACCUACUCUGUAUGAGUGAGCCUCUAGAAUCGUGAGCGUUCUUCUCAGAUGAUUAGGGGUGUGGGAGCUUUCUACCCUGUUCCUAGAGCAUUCCGCACUUAGCCUUGCUUAGAUAAUGCAGUAGAACAAUGGCUUUCAAAAUGUGUCCCAGGGAACCCUGGAGUUCCCCAUGACCUCUCCAAGGGUCCUCCAUUAGAAGAAGUUCAGUAAUGUUGGACAAGCUUCCCUGAAAGGCAGCCUGGCCACCCCGCCUGGUUUUCUCCCUGAAGAUGCAAAGUGUGAGCCUCACCACAGUGGUCACAUUCAAGGUGUGGUGCCUACACUGCUGCUCUGUCAAGGGGGAGAGAGGGGCUCUGCCACUCUUUAAUGGAAGUUUGAUUCUUUUUUAAAAAACAAACAAACCCUUUUCCCUAGUUAAAUGGGGGGGGAUGGGGAAAGGACACCUCUUUGAUGUCCCUGUUGCUUUUUGAAAGCUGGACAAGACAUCUCAUUUUCAGUGCCCACUGGACUUAUGUUACAGUUUAACAGGGGAAAAAAAUGAAGAAAAUCUUAAAAAAAAAGAAAAGAAAAAGAAAAAAACCCUUCUUUUGUACAGAGAUAUAUUUUUAUGAAAUGAAGGUUUGUACAGCAGGGGUGGGGGGUGGGGGAGCCAAAAUGUAAAUUUUCUUUUUUCAUUAUUGUAGUAAAUGGUAGUGGAAGAAUCAGCCUUUUUUGUAAAUGUAAUAAAAUGUAUAAAUAUGGUUUCCAUUUUAAAAAAACGAAAAAGCAAAAAAAAAAAAAGAGUAAAACCAAUUGUAAAUAUGUAUUCUACACAUAAAGCUGGCUUGUCUGCAAUAUAUAAAAUUUUAAGUUAUCCUGUCUCUGUAUAUGAGGCUUAUCCUUUGUGUCUCAGCAUACUUUAUUGAAUUUGAGAGCUAUUUUAAAUUUUUGAAUUGAAAUAAAAUAUAAAUUUUUGCAUUG